AUGGCGGAUGAUCGAGCAGCCACGUCUCCGGACAGAAAGCCGGAAAUGGCGACCUCUGGGCUCACUGUUGGGCCAAAGGGGACCAUGAUCAUCACCGCACCUGAGCCAAGCCAUGCGGAUAUGUUUUAUGCCACUACAAAUGGCCAAUAUUGUGGAAACUGGCACAAUGGACUUCCAGGACACCAGUUGGGUGAUGUGCCUCCCAUCAGCGACAUCUUGGGCGCCCGGCCAACAAUCAAGAAGCCGGUACGUCCCAUUCAGACAACAGCCAAGUGUGUCCUGGCAAACCAGAUCGCAGAAGAGAGGAGGUCCAUGGAAGCAGACAAGGUUCUUUCAGCAGAUGUCGUGCCAAAGAAGUUCCCAGUCCAGGCGCAGAACUACUGCUAUCCUCCAAGCGGAAAGCGAGGUGCUAACAAUCCUUUGUAUGCCACGAGCGCGCAAGCAUAUGGUAGUGAGAUGCCAAUGGAACAUCAGGUCCCUGAUCGCUAUUUCCCUAGCACCAAUCAGUUCACCAAGGGCUUCGUGGACACCAAGCCCAGAUUUACGGGGCUCAGCACGGCCCCGACGCCUUCCAAGGUGCACAAGGAGCUGGACAUGUUCUACUGA
Molecule: messenger RNA, 606 nt
Organism: Symbiodinium pilosum
Lineage: Eukaryota; Dinophyceae; Suessiales; Symbiodiniaceae
Source: the annotation of a GenBank genome assembly